GUAGUGAGUUAUUAAGCAACAUUGUGAUAAGAUCAAGUUCCUUUUUGAGUUUUGAUCUGGGAGUGGAAAACAUAUUCAUCUUCUUCAUCAUCGGCAACCAGGUCCAACAAGAUGGCUGAUGUGCGCUGGCGGUUGUUGGCACUUAUUGUGGUUGUCAUGGCAACAAAGACCCAGGCCAUCGACCAGAACGUGCUUGGCACAAUUGUUAAACAAGUCCUCCAAAGGCUUCACUUGAAUGGGGGACUGCCCAUGUUCAGUGUGGCCGUGCGUGUCCCCCUGGGUUCUAACAGUCAAUAUGACGUCGCCGCCAUACCUGACCCGGGUGACAACAUCAAGAACGCCAUCCUGAAAUGCCGCGUCUACGAGGGCGAGCACGUGGUGGCCGCCACCCUCCUGCGGUGGCCCGACGUGCUCAAACAGUGUCCCGAAGAGAAGGUGCCGUGGGAAGAUGUUCUGAAGGUGUGCAAGCAGUCCUCCAUGACCUGGCAGCAAGUAAAGGAUAAGUGCCCCAACUACAUAUAUGACAACCGAGCGGACCACGCCGAGUACCGCGUUCUGAACACCUUCAAGAAGUGGGUGGAUGACAAGGAGAAGACGGGUCUGAUGCUCUUCUACGUCUUCGCCUCGCCGUGCACAAACAGAUGCACGCAUGAGAACAACGAGCUGAACAUCCUAAAGCUGGUGGAGAACAUCAAUCAGUGGCCCCAGCACGUCUUGGUCUUCUCCAAGGUCUUCCAGCCUAAAGGCAAAGACCCCAUCGAGGUCGAAAAACUCAAGGCCGCGCUCAGCAACCUGGGAGACCAUCUCGGCAAAGGCGGCCUCGGGAACAUCUUCCGCUGCGACAGGGAGGGGUGGCACAUGAAGUGUGUCAGCUGUUCCGGCGGGGGGGGGGAGGUCACACCUCACUGCUACCAAAAUGAGCAGGACCAGUACAUCCAGGAAGGAGGGAGCAGGGGGGGUAACGUAAGGUGGGACGAGGGGGGGCAGGUCACACCUAACUGCUACCAAAGUGGGCAGGACCAGUACAUCCAGGAAGGAUGGAGCAGGGGGGGCAACGUAAGGUGGGACGUGGGGGGGCAGGUCAUACCUAACUGCUACCAAAGUGAGCAGGACAAGAAGACAGACAAAGGAGGCGGGGCCAAGCGUGGGCGCGGCUGA
This is a messenger RNA of Entelurus aequoreus (snake pipefish), 1158 nucleotides long. RefSeq lists its product as uncharacterized. NCBI's taxonomy places the organism in Eukaryota, Metazoa, Chordata, Actinopteri, Syngnathiformes, Syngnathidae. The record is from RefSeq and is a predicted model, not a curated record. The transcript has 4 exons. Bases 112 to 1158 code for a protein of 348 amino acids.